CUCCUUGAUUUCAUUUCGGGAAUCUCAGCAGGUCACGCGAGCGGCAUCUUCUAACAGCAAAGUCACAGAGACACCAUCCACCAUGGCCUCAACCACACCCUCCACAGACAUGGAAGAGGAAGUCAGGUGCCCCAUUUGCUUGGAGUAUCUGACUGACCUCGUGACCCUGGAAUGUGGCCACAACUUCUGUCGGGCCUGCAUCACUGACUACUGUGAAACAUGGGAAAAACAUGGGGACUUGGAGUGUCCUGUUUGUAGGUUCCCAAUCAAGAAAGGAGAUUUCCGGCGAAACUGUCAGUUGGCCAAUAUAGUUGAAAAGCUCAAACUCCUUCACAUAAAGCCAACGAAAGAACCUCUUUGUAUAAAACAUAAGAAGGAACUCAACCUCUUUUGCAUAGAGGAUGGAGAAUUAGUUUGUGUUGCCUGUGAGAGGUCCCCAGAGCACAGAGCACAUGUUGUACUUCUCCUGGAAGAGGCUGUCUCUGAAUACAAGGAAAAAAUGAAGGCUCGUCUGAUAUCUCUGGAGAAAGAGAGAAAAAAUCUUGUGGCUCAGAAACUGGCUGAAGAGCAGGGAAUUCGGGAAUGUCUGGCACAAUUAGAACUGGAGAAGAAGAAAACCAGGUCUGCAUUUAUGCAAAUGCAUAACUUUCUUGAACAAAAAGAGCUCCUUCAGCUAGCCCAAUUGGAAGAUCUGGAGGAAAAGUUCAAGACUAGGCUGGAAGAAAACAUCACCAGACUUUCGGAAAAGAUUUCCAGUAUUAGUAGCCUGAUUGCCAUAGCUGAGGGGAAGUGGGAGCAACCGGCAAGAGAAUUUCUGCAGGAGACCAGAAGUGCCUUAAGCAGCUAUGAAAAGGAGCAAGGGAGGCAGCUGAUAAAAUGUUCUCCAGAGCUGGAGGAGAGACUCAAAAAAUUUUCUCAGAACAAUUGUAUUCUAAAGAAGGCAAUGGAAACAUGUGAAGAGACUCUGGAGCAAGCACUGAUAAAACUUAAUUGCUACCCAGAAAAGGAAGGGAUCUUUCCGCUAAGCCUUGGGGAUGACAUUCAACAGCCCCCAAAGGCACCGAAGAAAGUGAAUGUAAUUCUGGAUCCAGACACAGCUCACCCCCGCCUUAUUCUGUCUUGGGAUCUGAAGAGUGUGAAAUGGGAAAGCACAUAUCGGACUGACCUGCCUGACAACCAUGAGAGAUUUGACCUUAUGCCUGGUGUGCUGGGCUGUGAGACAUUCACUUCAGGAAGUUAUUGGUGGGAAGUAGAAGUGGAUUUGAAGGGGGAAAUGUGGGCGCUUGGCAUUGUGCGGGAGACUGUCAGGAGGAAAGGAGAAAUCAGACAUUCUCCUAAUGAGGGGAUCUGGGUUAUGGGGAAAACAAGUCACCCGUGGGUCCCUUUUAACUACUGGGCUUUUACAUCCCCUAACUGGACCCCUUUGCUCCUGAGGCAUAAUAACCCCAGGAAGAUCAGGGUGUCCCUGGAUUAUGAAAAGGGUACUGUGGAAUUUUUUGAUGUCGGUAACAACAAAUCAAUCUUCACUUUUCAUUCACUUUCAUUCAAUGGGGAGGGGAUUCGUCCCGCUUUCUUUUUAUGGAGACAAGCUAGAAUAACCUGUGGAAUCUAGAGUGGAAUGCCCACCAUUAUCUGUGCUUCCAUCACCCUGAAAGGAAGUGUCGCUCCAACGCUUUCUCGUUAUUUCACGACAGCCAGGCAAAAUCAUGCUGGUUUUCAAAAAUACCUACUGUUCCCAUCUAUCAGGCAAAAGUUGUGGAAGAAUCAAUGUAAAAACUCAAAU
Eublepharis macularius is the source of this 1783-nucleotide messenger RNA. RefSeq names its product tripartite motif-containing protein 10-like. Gene Ontology annotation, molecular function: zinc ion binding; protein binding. The record is from RefSeq and is a predicted model, not a curated record. Bases 83 to 1612 code for a protein of 509 amino acids. The transcript has 8 exons. Lineage: Eukaryota; Metazoa; Chordata; Lepidosauria; Squamata; Eublepharidae.